Molecule: messenger RNA, 1191 nt
Organism: Oppia nitens
Lineage: Eukaryota; Metazoa; Arthropoda; Arachnida; Sarcoptiformes; Oppiidae
Product: cytochrome P450 3A11-like
Exons: 4
Coding region: 211-1125 (304 amino acids)
Molecular function (GO): heme binding; oxidoreductase activity, acting on paired donors, with incorporation or reduction of molecular oxygen; steroid hydroxylase activity
Source: RefSeq, a predicted model, not a curated record
UCAACUAUUAUUACUUCACUAAUAUGUUUAAUAUAUUGGAAACUAACCAAUAAUUUAAAUUACUGGACUAGACUGGGCAUUCCGGGACCGAAACCGUAUCCAUUGAUCGGUACCUUAAUCUACUCGUUUCUAACGCCUAUCGUUGAUAUUGAGAUCAAAUGGUUUCAAAAAUAUGGUCCGAUUUACGGACUAUUCAACAAAACCAAACCAAUGGUCAGUGUCGGCGAACCGGAACUAUUGAAACAAAUUCUGGUCAAAGAUUUCCACUUAUUUACCGACCGUAAGGAUCGUUUGGCCGAUCAUCCGGUUAUCAGUAAAAACCUAUUCAACUCUACGGGCGACGACUGGCGCCGAUACCGAUCCAUAUUGAGUCCAACCUUUUCAAGCGGUAAAAUGCGUCAAAUGUUUCCGAUUAUACGGGAAUGUCUGGACGGGUUUGAACAGGCAUUACACGAGAGGACAGGUAGUACUAGUAGUAGUAGUACUACUACUAGUAGACCCGUAACAAUCAAUGCCAAAGAGUGGACAUCCAGUUUUACAAUGGAUGUUAUAGCUAGCUGUGCAUUCGCUACUAAAAUCCAGGCCUACGACAGCACCGGUAGGUUGUCAACCAUCACUAAUCAAUCGGUCAACAAUCCGUUUGUCUAUCACGCCCGACGGCUGCUAUCCAUUCGCUGGUGGUCAAUGUUGGCAAUGGCUAUACUACCCAAACGGGUAUUGAUGGCCAUUGGGCUGAAAUGGCCAGUCCCUGAACGACACAAUCAGUUUUUCUUUGAUCUGACCCGCAGUGUUAUCCGGAAGCGCAAACAGCUGGCCGACGGCACAGGUAGUCAACAACCAAAGUAUACAGAUUUUAUACAACUCAUGAUGAAUGCAGAGAUGAUUGAUAGUAGUAGUGGUGGUAGUGGUGGUGGUGGUGUUGGCGAUGAUGACCUAAACGAUACUACCGAAGCUCAUCACGUCAACGAUGGCAAUGAAGAGCAGGAAAUUGAGCGGAAAAUAUUGUCAACGGCGGCGGCGGCCGCGGCCAACAACAAACACCAACAACAACAAAAACGACUGACCGAAACGGAAAUCCAGGCUCAGGGAUGGGUAUUUUUUUUGGCCGGCCGCUGGCUUAUUUGAUGUACGAGCUGGCCAUGAAUCCGGCGGUUCAGGAUCGGCUCCUGGAUGAACUGGUCCGGGCAUUUG